GAGAGCUAGCUCGUGCAUAAUCUCGGCUGCUUUACGGUGCAUCCGGCGUUUUCAAUCGUUUCGGGUGUCCAGCAUUGAUGCGAGACCGUCAGCAUUGUCUGCUUUUGCACGCGUAUCCGCUCGCCUUGGACCCACCGAGAGGCCAGCCUCCAGCCGCGCGCGCUCGCAGGCCCGAAGAAAUGAAACUCCUCCGCGCCAUGGUUCCCGCGCUCUCGGCCGCCCUCCGCGCGCCGGCUCGCCUCGUGGGCCGCGGCCGCGCGCUGCACGCGACGGCGGCGCGCGGUGCCGGCUCGGGCGGGCUCUUCGAGGACGCCACGGCGCUCGUGGGCAACACGCCCGUCGUGAAGAUCAGCGACAAGCUCUGGCCUGUGUGGAAAUCAAGUUUCGGGCGCCCCACGCCAUCGACGCGACGUUGUCCCCGUGGCCGCGUCGGUAACCUAACUCACUGGUUGAUUUCCACACAGGCUCGCGCCGCCCGGCGUCGAGGUCUACGCCAAGUGCGAGUACUUUAAUCCGCUCGCGUCGGUCAAGGACCGCCUCGCGGUGGCCAUCAUCGAGGACGCUGAAAAAAGGGGCGAGCUCAAGCCGGGGAUGACCGUCGUGGAAGCCACGUCGGGCAACACGGGCAUCGCCGUGGCCAUGGUCUGUGCCCAGCGCGGCUACGACUGCGUCAUCUGCAUGGCCGAGCCCUUCUCCGUCGAGCGCCGCCGCCUCAUGCGCAUGCUGGGGGCCAAGGUCAUCGUGACGCCGAAAGCCGGCAAGGGCACGGGCAUGGUGCGCAAGGCCGAGGAGCUCUGCGCCAAGAACGGCUGGUUCCUCUGCCACCAGUUCGGAUCUGUGUCGAAAUCAACCACUGAGUUGCGUUUACGUCGCGUCGAUGGCGUGCAGCGGCUGAUUUUUUUUUCCCACAGGUUCGAGAACGAGGCGAACUGGAAGUUCCACGAGGCCACGACCGGCCCCGAAAUCAUCGCUGAUUUCAAGGCGUCGGGCAAGAAGUUGACCCACUGGGUCACCGGGUACGGUACUGGAGGUACUUUCCACGGCGCGGGCAAGGCCCUCAAGGCGUCGAUUCCGGACCUGAAGAUUGUGUUGGCCGAACCGGAGGCUGCUGGAUUAUUGGCCUCUGGCGUGGCCACGGAGCGCAAUGCUGAUGGGUCACCGAAAGCCUCGCACCCCGCCUUCGCGGCGCACCCUAUUCAGGGCUGGACGCCCGAUUUUAUCCCCAAGGUCCCUCGACAGUGCAUAAAUCAAAUUGUCGCGGCGCGUCUCCGCCACUGGCCACCCGACUCACUGGUUGAUUUGCGCACAGGUCCUCGAGGACGCGCCCAUGGCCGAGUUGCAGGACGAGCUCUUCCCUAUCCCUGGCGAUGCGGCCGUGAACACCGCCAAAGCUUUGGCUGCCAAGGAGGGCCUGCUCACGGGUAUCUCGGGUGGCGGCACGAUGUACGCCGCGCUCGAGACGGCCAAGAAGGCCCCCAAGGGCUCGGUGAUCCUCGCCAUGCUCCCGGACACGGGCGAGCGCUACCUCUCGACGCCGCUCUUCGCCGACAUCCCGGCGGACAUGAACGACGAGGAGCUCUCCAUCGCCAAGUCGACGCCGUCCUUCCAGCUCAUCCCGGGCCAGGAGCCGGUCCUCGCGGCCUAGACGAACGAGUACGUAACAAUGUGCUUAUGCUAGACUCA
This is a messenger RNA of Pelagomonas calceolata, 1683 nucleotides long. Lineage: Eukaryota; Pelagophyceae; Pelagomonadales; Pelagomonadaceae. The record is from the annotation of a GenBank genome assembly.